This is a messenger RNA of Rosa rugosa (rugosa rose), 2003 nucleotides long. RefSeq names its product homeobox-leucine zipper protein ATHB-6-like. Gene Ontology annotation, biological process: positive regulation of DNA-templated transcription. The record is from RefSeq and is a predicted model, not a curated record. Bases 566 to 1555 code for a protein of 329 amino acids. The transcript has 3 exons. Lineage: Eukaryota; Viridiplantae; Streptophyta; Magnoliopsida; Rosales; Rosaceae. Gene Ontology annotation, cellular component: nucleus. Gene Ontology annotation, molecular function: sequence-specific DNA binding; DNA-binding transcription factor activity, RNA polymerase II-specific.
UAAGGCCAGCUGGGUUGUGAACUGGUUCACUCACCUCUCUCUCUCUCUCUCUCUCUCUCUCUGAUUUCCCAUUGUAGAUGAACAGUCGUAGACUUAAGAGUCUUCAGAGCUAUGCUUAGUUGAUUGGGUAAUGAUGUAAAGAGAGAGACUUGGGUUGCUUUGCCUUGUUAAAAACUCUUUCUUGCUUGUUGGGUUUGCUUUGUUUUUGUGGGUUGGGGUGUUUUUUUUUAAAAAAUUUCUUUUGAUGGGUACUGAGGGGGAAGAAGUAGUACUGAAAGAGAAGAAAGAUGGGGCAGAGAAUAGAGCAAAUGGGUUGUUGUGCAAUACUUGUAUACACAACUGUACUACAAGCUGGUCUUGUUUCAGAUAUGGAACUAUUUGUGCUUCUUCCAUUGCUUCCUUUAAGUAAAACAUCUUGCUCUCAACACUGAUUUGAGCUAGUGCUAAAGAUCCACCACUAAAAUUUGAAAAAGAGAAAAAAGAAAGAAAGGGGCUUGCUUGAUCUAGUAAGAUCUCUGAUCAAAAAAGUUCGUUUCCCCCUAAGCUCUCACUUGUAGUCAUCAUCAUGAAGAGGCUUGGCAGCUCAGAUUCUAUGGGUGCUUUGAUUUCCAUCUGCCCAACAACAACAGCAGAUGAACACAGUCCAAGAAACAACCAUGUUUACAGCAGAGACUUCCAGUCCAUGCUGGACGGCUUAGACGAAGAAGGGUGCGUGGAAGAGGCCGGCCAUGUCGCCGAGAAGAAGCGCCGGCUAAGCGUUGAGCAAGUGAAGGCCUUGGAGAAGAAUUUCGAGGUGGAGAACAAGCUUGAGCCAGAGAGAAAAGUGAAGCUUGCCCAAGAGCUUGGUCUUCAACCAAGACAAGUUGCGGUGUGGUUCCAAAACCGCCGAGCUCGUUGGAAAACUAAGCAAUUGGAACGCGACUACGGCGUUCUCAAGGCCAACUAUGACUCUCUCAAGAUCAGCUAUGAUUCUCUCCAACACGACAAUCAAGCUCUUCACAAAGAGAUAAAGGAAUUGAAAGCGAAGGUCCAAGAAGAGAACACAGAGAGCAAUCACUCAGUGAAAGAGGAGCAAAUGGUUCUGCCAAAAGAGUCCAGUUACAAAGUGGUAAUGGAGCAGAGCAAGCCACAAUCUCCUGAUACCUCAGGUCCAGUUUCAGAGUCCAAAGAGCUAAACUUUGAGAGCUUCAACAAUACCAACUCCAAUGGAGCAGUGGGAGUAGAAGUGUCAUUGUUCCCUGACUUCAAAGACGGCUCAUCAGACAGUGACUCGAGCGCAAUCCUAAACGAGGAUCAUAACAGUCCCAACGGGACUAUAAACCACCACCACCAGCUCAUGCCAGCCUCCAAUUCACUCAAAUUCAACUGCUCUGCCUCAUCGUCCUCGCCUUCCUCGUCGUCAAUGAAUUGCUUCCAGUUCCAGAAGAGUAGUUAUCAGCCUCAGUUUGUGAAGAUAGAGGAGCAUAAUUUCUUUAGUAGUGAGGAGGCUUGUAACUUCUUUUCAGAUGAGCAAGCUCCCUCACUUCAGUGGUACUGCCCUGAUCAAUGGAACUAAGUCAAAUUACAAAUCCACCCCUCCCCUCAAAAAAAAGGAAAAAAAGAAAAGAAAAGAAAAAAUGGUAUCCAAGUGAGAACCUCCAAGAAUUUUGUAAAAUAGGGAAAGUGGAGUUGUGUAUAAAUGUCCUACUUUGAUCUCCAUUGUAAGAGCAAGAAGGGAAUAUAGUUGAAAAAGUUGGAGCAGAGGGAACUGAAGCAGCAGAGACUCAGAGAGAGAGAGAGGAAGAAUAAGAGAGAAGGGUUCACGUGGGGAUGGGAGGAAGGUGAUGAUCGAGUCAGUCUAAGGUAAGUCUACUAAAACCGUGCGGGGGUAUGAAUGAUUGGGUCGUAAUUGAAAUCUCAGUUGUAAAAAAAGAAAUCUCGGAAACCUUAAGGAGGAGGAAGGAGGAGGUAGAAUUCAUGUAAUGGAGAAAAUAAUCAUUGUGCCUUACUUUUUCCUUCCAUUC